GCAUCUACAUUUGAUUUUUACCGACCACUACGGUCCGCAGCGGGCUCAUUCACCGCCUCGCUGCGGAUCCGCGAAGGACGGGCAGCUAGAACUAAUACCGCGUUGCAAUAGACGGCCUCCAAAAGACCGAGUCUCUCGUGCGCAGUCGUCGAUCCGAGAUUCGUCGAUCGAUUCUCUGGAGAACAGCGCCGCCGGCGAUUUAGGAAUGGCUGGUUAAGUCUGAUCGUAUCAACAUAUCCGCGUCUCGGUCAUUCCGAACCUGCACUGAGGCAAUGAGCGCACGGAUGCGAUUAUUCCUGCAGCAGAGGAUACCGCAUUCUAGGCCAGAUUGUUGUUCCGUUAAACAUCUGACUGCGGGAGUACCCUAAAUGGAGUCAGAUGGGUGACGCUGCGUGGAGAAGAACCCUGACGGAACGACCGAUAGACGGUGUCAAGCACAGCUACAUACCUGACGGGCGUGAAGGGCAACUCCGGGCCCUCCCAUGCCACAUUUGUGCGGCAAUCCAUGACCGGACAUACCUUGAGGCAGUCUAACAAAUAAGCGAUCGGUCGCCUCGCCUCGCCCCACCACUCCCCUCCUUCAUACUUCUCGUCCACACACUAUGCGACUGCUAUCCUGGCGAUUUUCCUUUCCCUCUCGUCCCCCGCUGUACCAGCGCCUCGACUUGGAGGACGGCACCGAACCCGCAAAGACUCCGGCCUUGCACAAACGCAGCUGUUCAAUCAUCUCCCUUCUUGGCUCCCUGCUAGCCUCCGUCGUGCUUCUUAUUCUUAUUCUCCUCCGCAUCGACACACGAUGGACCUACAGGUUAUCGCCAUCGUCGUCGUCUGAAACCACAUCGCAGUUAGCGGCCAGCCAGCGUCUCGCAGACGCCCUACCCUCCUUCCUUACCAGCAGCCCGAACUUUGCCUCGCGACAAUGGGCGCCCGCAUCGCUGAACACUUGCCCUCCUGGAACACCAUCCUACCUCGCCCCCUGUCUGGCACAGCGGCGAGAGGGCGCGGUAUACGGCGAGGAACUCAUCUACCCCGAUUUCCGCUUGCACGAGCCGCUCUUCGCGCCCAGCCGCGCCGAUGGCGAUCGGCCAGAAUGGCGCCGCAAGCUCGAUGGUAUCAUGGAGCGCGCGUCGUUCUGCAAGGACAAGCGCUGGGUGUGCUACCGGGGGCAGACCGGACAGAACGUCGUCCUCGCCAAUGCGACGUUCAAGGGCAACCCUCCCGCCGACCUCUGGGUCGACGACGCGUGCAUGAGCGACGGCGUGACGACUGCGGGCCUUGCGACUGCGCCCGCCGACGCCGCCAUCAACACGCUCGCGACCCAGGCGGAGUACGACGCCGCGUUUCCUGUGGACACAUUGCUGAUCGCGACCACUCCGGACUCGUGGUCCUUCCAGCAUUUCCUAGACCGAAUCACGCAUAUUGUGGCACAGGGCCACCACUUUACGUUCGGUGAAUCUGCGCCUGAGGUCGUCGCUGGCCGGCCACCCGGCGGCGCCGUUUCUGAGAUGUACGAUAUGCUUGGUCUCGGUGGCGGGAAGGUGCACUUCCGCUCGCCGCGCGUCGCAGCGAAGAAAGUCGUCUUCUCAUGCCGCUCCCCGCUCGUCCACCCAUGGCUGUCCCUCCGCUCGCUCGAGAUGUUCGGGCUGGACCCAGCCGGUAUCCCGAUCGACCGGAGAAAAAAGGUCGUGUAUAUCAGCCGCUCCCAUGGGUCGACGUCCAACAGCGGCCGGCGUGUGCGCAACGAGGACCAGAUGCUCGAGGGCGUGCGGGCUUUGCUGGCCAUGCGCGACCAGGGCGAGGAGCUCGUGCUGUUCCACGAGCUUGGCAUCUCGUCGCAGCCGCAGAUCAUGGCCUGGUUCCACGAAAACGUCCGUGCCGUAAUCGGGCCGCAUGGCGGUGGACUGUACCACCAUCGAUGGACCGGCCGCGACACCCUCUUGCUCGAGCUCAUGCCGCGCUCAUGGACAUCGCACAUGUUCUGGGAGGAGGCCGGGAUGCUCGGUCAGACAUAUGCGAAUAUCCUCCUCGAGCCCGUCAGAGAAAAAUCGACGGACAUGGAGGCCGAUAUUCCUGCCGUGCUCGAAAUCCUCUCCGCACAACUCGGGAAGCCGGAUGCUCGGGGCGUCGGGCUCGAGCGGCUGUACCGUUGGCAUGCCCCGGAGUUGCUCGCGGAUGAGCAGUGAUAUAUUGUGGGGGUUGUUAGGCCUUGGACGCUAAUUUCCGGUGCGGUUUAAUCUAGAUAGAAAAUGGACACUGGCUUGAGGCACAGUACUGUAGUGUAUCAUAAUGUAACCAUUAUCAUCUAACCUUUCAAAGCCGGGAUCGAACAUAGGCAACGCGUGGCCGUUAUGAAACGUCCUAGGAGAACAACUGAGUCCCUGUUGAGUUCCAUGGUGCCAUGUAGACA
Messenger RNA from Trametes versicolor FP-101664 SS1, 2407 nucleotides. RefSeq lists its product as uncharacterized. NCBI's taxonomy places the organism in Eukaryota, Fungi, Basidiomycota, Agaricomycetes, Polyporales, Polyporaceae. The transcript is spliced from 7 exons. Gene Ontology annotation, molecular function: glycosyltransferase activity. The record is from RefSeq and is a predicted model, not a curated record. The coding region runs from base 603 to 2183 and encodes 526 amino acids.